Molecule: messenger RNA, 2641 nt
Organism: Apodemus sylvaticus (European woodmouse)
Lineage: Eukaryota; Metazoa; Chordata; Mammalia; Rodentia; Muridae
Gene: Slc18b1
Product: solute carrier family 18 member B1
Exons: 14
Coding region: 300-1670 (456 amino acids)
Biological process (GO): transmembrane transport
Molecular function (GO): transmembrane transporter activity
Source: RefSeq, a predicted model, not a curated record
UCCACCCUUAGGCACCAGCCUAGCCCUUUGGACCUACUGUCUUUAAAGGGCACAAGAGCUGACUUUCUCCUUUUUAUUUGGAGCCCAGGAUCGGCCUGGGCGGGGACCCCAGCUCCGCCCCUGCCCGCCCGAGCUCCCGUGGGUCCUUGGUUCCAGGGAUCAACGAGGUUUCUUGGCCCGGCUCCGGUCUCCACCUCUGGACCGGAAUGCGGAGUCGGAUCCCCGCAGCUCGCCCGCUGUCGCUGUCACCGCAUCCCGCCCGCUGAGACCAGAGCGCCGGAAGACCUGGAGAGCGGCUCAUGGACGAGGCGGGCUCCCCGGCUCCUGCGGGGACAGGAGGUGACGGCUCUGGAGGAGGUACAAGACAGACAUCCAGGCGACUGUCAAGAGAACAGAUUUUUGUACUGGUGUCAGCAGCGUCCAUGAACUUGGGCUGCAUGAUGACCUAUUCCAUCCUUGGACCGUUUUUCCCUAAGGAGGCAGAAAAGAAGGGGGCCAGCAACACGACAAUUGGGAUGAUCUUCGGAUGCUAUGCGUUAUUUGAAUUGCUGGCGUCUUUGGUGUUUGGAAAAUAUCUUGUACACAUCGGAGCCAAAUUUAUGUUUAUAGCAGGAAUGUUUGUCUCAGGAGGAGUUACAAUUCUCUUUGGUGUCUUGGAUCAGCUUCCCGAAGGACCGAUCUUUAUCGCCAUGUGUUUUCUGGUGAGAAUAGUUGAUGCUAUAGGCUUUGGUGCAGCCAUAACGGCGUCAUCUUCCAUCCUUGCCAAGGCUUUCCCAAAUAAUGUGGCUACAGUCAUGGGAAGUCUCGAGGUUUUUUCUGGACUGGGGCUGGUGGCAGGCCCCCCUUUGGGUGGUCUUUUGUAUCAAUCCUUUGGCUACGAAGUGCCCUUUAUUUUUCUGGGGUGCAUAGUUCUGCUGAUGAUACCACUCAACGUAUGCAUCUUGCCUAGUUAUGAGUCCGAUCCAGGGAAACAGUCGUUCUGGAAACUUGUCACCUUACCCAAGAUCGGCCUCUUAGCCUUCGUGAUCAUCUCUCUCAGCUCCUGCUUUGGCUUCCUCGACCCAACCCUGUCUCUCUUCGUCAUGAAGAAGUUCAGUUUAUCAACUGGAUACGUGGGACUGGUCUUCCUGGGCCUGUCUCUGUCCUACACCAUUUCUUCGCCGCUGUUUGGUCUACUCAGUGAUAAGAUGCCCAAUCUAAGGAAAUGGUUUCUGGUGUUUGGAAAUUUAAUCACAUUUGGGUGCUACAUGCUCUUAGGACCCGUACCCCUACUGCACAUUAAAAGUCAGCUCUGGCUUCUCGUGCUGGUGUUGGUUGUAAAUGGGGUCUCUGCUGGAAUGAGCAUCAUCCCGACCUUCCCAGAGAUGCUCAGUUGCGCGUAUGCAAAUGGAUUCGAAGACGGAAUAAGCACCCUGGGACUCGUAUCUGGUCUUUUUGGUGCCAUGUGGUCAGUCGGUGCUUUCAUGGGGCCUAUCCUGGGCGGAUUUCUGUGUGAGAAAAUCGGUUUUGAGUGGGCAGCUGCUUUACAAGGCGUGUGGACUCUGCUAAGUGGUGUCGCGAUGGCCUUAUUUUAUCUCUGGGAGGACUCAACGGCAAGAAGAAGAUCUAAAGCUCAGAACAUCCUUGGCACAGAGGAGGAGCGAGCUGCUCUCUUGCCCAAUGACACCUAGCCUUGUUCAAGCUCGAGACUGAUCCAGAUCCAGAGACAGGUGCGGUGACUGUGAUCACAGUGCCCGGAGGAACUGCCUGUGUGUCAUGCAGAGAUCAGAUCAGCGAUUCCUGCACUCGCUUCCUGGAAGUGCCAAGCAGCUUUUACGUGGCCCGGAGCGAGGCUGCACUUCCUGUAGAUCCGGAAAGCUGGCUGGCUGAGGCAACCCUUCGGAACAUCUACGAGAAAGGGCGAACCAACCAAAGCGGGCAUUUCUAAAAGACCGACCUUGCCGGAAGCGGGUGUUUCUAAAAGACCGACCUUGCCCCAUCACGUGUUCUUAUUGACCGUCUUUUGUGUUCGCUUUUCACUCCAAGUUCACGGUCCUGUGGAUGUACCUCUUAAAAUCGAUAAGUGAAAAAAAAAAGCUAUUUAAUUCACAUUGAACGUAUAAAAUAGAACGAAUAAUUUCAUGAAGUCAGUUUUGAAAGAUGGCCUUUCUCUGCACCGAAGUUUGCACUCAUUGAAAAGGCAACAUUCCUGCCUGCCAUAUAAAAACUCCAGAGCAUUUCUUGGCUUUCAGUUUUUCUAAAGAUGUUUUCACAGCAGGUCCUAGGAAAACGAUGCAUGCACUUGGGUCCUGAGACAUUUCCCGUCAUGAUCUGGGCUUAUACACACUAUUUGCAUAACAUUGUAUGUUUCUGAUCUUAGUGUGUCUUUGUUUUAGACCCAUAAUUUGUUUGCUUAUUGUGUUUACUACUCUUCACACCACUCCUGGGAAAUGUAUUCCUUCACGAGGCAGGGCAACACCGGCCUCCGCCCCGCCAAGCGAGAGCCGUGAGCUCCGCGUUGGAGAAAUCCUCCAACUUCACAGAAAAUCCUUUGCUGCUACUUGACGUUAGAAUGUCAACUUUGUACCUCCUGAUUCAUCUUCGUAUUGUAGUAGCUACGUUUCCUUUCUAAUAGAAUAAUAAGUGAUUUUUUUUUUGUCUA